This is a messenger RNA of Chironomus riparius, 888 nucleotides long. The record is from the annotation of a GenBank genome assembly. NCBI's taxonomy places the organism in Eukaryota, Metazoa, Arthropoda, Insecta, Diptera, Chironomidae.
AUGAAUUCGUCUAGCUCAUCUGGUGGAUUAGUAAGAAGGACGAAUGCAGCAAAGAGUAGUAGCACAGAAUUUAGUUCAAGUACUUCCACAAAUAAUGAUCAUAAUGACAAUUUCAAAAAUGGAUCAGAAGACGAGAAUCCAGAAGAGUCAUCAGAUAAAGAGACACGAUUAACGUUAAUGGAAGAAGUAUUAUUACUUGGACUUAAGGAUAAGGAAGGCUAUACAUCGUUUUGGAAUGAUUGCAUAUCAAGUGGACUUCGUGGAUGUAUUCUGAUUGAAUUGGGGCUGAGAGGGCGAGUUGAAUUAGAGAAAGCUGGAAUGAGACGACGUGGACUGUGCUCUAGAAAAAUAAUAUUGAAAUCAGACACACCAACGGGAGAUGUUCUAUUGGAUGAAGCAUUAAAGCACAUAAAAGACACAGAUCCACCAGAAACGAUUCAAAGUUGGAUUGAAUAUUUAAGCGGUGAAACAUGGAAUCCAUUGAAAUUACGUUAUCAGCUAAAGAAUGUGCGUGAAAGGCUUGCCAAAAAUCUAGUUGAGAAAGGCGUAUUGACAACAGAGAAACAGAAUUUUCUAUUAUUUGAUAUGACUACACAUCCACUUAAUGACAACAAUAUUAAGUCUAAAUUGGUUAAGAAGAUUCAAGAUGCAGUUCUAAGUAAAUGGGUGAAUGAUCCACAGCGAAUUGAUAAGCGUAUGCUGUCAUUAAUAUUCCUUGCGCAUGCUAGUGACGUUUUAGAGAAUGCAUUUGCACCGCUUAACGACGACGAUUAUGAUUUAGCAAUGCGUCGCGUUAGAGAAUUACUGGAUUUAGAUUUUGAGGCAGAAGCGGCAAAGCCAAACACAAAUGAAAUUGUUUGGGCUGUCUUUAUGGCAUUCACGAAAUAA